This is a messenger RNA of Eptesicus fuscus (big brown bat), 688 nucleotides long. Its product is annotated as submaxillary gland androgen-regulated protein 3A-like. The record is from RefSeq and is a predicted model, not a curated record. Lineage: Eukaryota; Metazoa; Chordata; Mammalia; Chiroptera; Vespertilionidae. The coding region runs from base 1 to 591 and encodes 196 amino acids. The transcript is spliced from 2 exons.
AUGAAACCACUGUGUUUCAUCUUGGGCCUUUUGGCCCUUGAAGCCUGUUUCUCGCCUGGUGAGAGUCAAAGAGGGCCCAGAGGACCAUAUCCACCAUAUCCACAGUUGCCGCCUCCUUUUCCUCCACAACCUUUUGACCCAAGAUUUGGUCCACCACCUCCUCCACCUCCUCCCCCUUUUGGCCCAGGGAGAAUUCCACCACCUCCUCCUCCUCUCCCUUUUGGCCCAGGGAGAAUUCCACCACCUCCUCCUCCUCUCCCUUUUGGACCAGGGAGAAUUCCUCCUCCUCCACCUUAUGACCCACGUUAUCCAUAUCCACCUUACCAACCAAAUCCAUAUGUACCUGAACCUGUAGUGAACCCUGGGUACCCUCCAAUAUAUCCUCCCUACUUUACCCCUGCAUCCCUAAUACAAGCUACUACAACAAGCUCCACUACAACCAAAGAAAGCUCCACUACAACCAAAGAAAACCCCACCACCACCAAAAGAGACUCCACCAGCCCUACAACUACUACUUCUACUACCAAAGCUGCAACUACUACUACUACUCCCAAGGGAUUUUUCGAUAAAGUUGCAGACAUUUGGGGAUAAGGAUGAGAUUUCCUAUAGCUCUGAGCUGUGGGGAGAAAUGAUCUUAGAAAGAAGCCAAAACAACCCCACAAACAUUAGGCAAAGUGAAAAUAAAGAG